Molecule: messenger RNA, 2954 nt
Organism: Phyllopteryx taeniolatus (common seadragon)
Lineage: Eukaryota; Metazoa; Chordata; Actinopteri; Syngnathiformes; Syngnathidae
Product: phosphorylase b kinase gamma catalytic chain, skeletal muscle/heart isoform-like
Exons: 10
Coding region: 1366-2550 (394 amino acids)
Biological process (GO): glycogen biosynthetic process; protein phosphorylation
Cellular component (GO): phosphorylase kinase complex
Molecular function (GO): ATP binding; calmodulin binding; phosphorylase kinase activity
Source: RefSeq, a predicted model, not a curated record
CUCUUCAAUUGACAGACCUAGUACGAACCUAAACAGAAUCGUUGGUAACCUUUUGUAAAAGAAAACGCAAUGGUCACUGAACUCAUUUGAAAGGUAAUAAUAAAACAUUGACUUAAUAUUAACUUGUGAAAAUAUGGCAUUCCUUUUUGUAGUUAAAAAGUCUGUACAAACAUGAUGAUAGCAUUAUUUUGGUGCACAACUGAGCUAAAUGAGAUUUGUGCAUGUCAACUGGCAUUUGACCCACUCUUGGUGAGCAAACCGCUCCCACUGUGUCAGUCUUAAUUUUUAACAUUCAAGACACCCUGUACCAAGACUGUUCUUUAUUUUAGUAUAUAUUUACAGCUGUUAACAGCAAAUUACAAUCUCAUUGCAAUUUACUCAGUGACCAUUGUUUUGUUUAAUAGAAGGGUACUGUCGUGACAGUUUUGCCUGUACUGUAUGUACAAACACAGUACCUACUGUGACGCAUGGGAAAUGCUUAUGCACCUUGAAAUCUGCGCGUUUCAAUGAAAUUGAAAGACUAUCAAGGCAUCCUAGAGUGAAAUAUGCUCCCCAGUGUCAGAAAGCUUGGUCUCAGUCACAGGUCCUCUCACAGGAUCAUCAUAACCGAAAACACAAGAAUCGCUAAGAGCAAAAAACUAAUAGUUGAAAGUGACUUGUGAGCCCUGAUUUAAAUCCUAUUGAACAUCAGUGGAAGGAGCAAAAACAUGCAGUCGAAGUGUAUGAAAUGGUAGAAAGUCAAAUACAGCAUUGAAGUAAUGAAGGCUUCCACGGAAGUCGUGUCGGACAGCCCAACGAGAAGUUUAGUCUUAUUUAAAACAGGACAGAUCUAUGUGGACUUGUAUAGGGAAGUCAGAUUCAAGCCAUGUAGGACAGUGAUAGUCACGUACGACAGUCUAAAUUGUAUCUAGGGGAAAAUAUCAACGGCAGUAAUGUAGAAGGUGCACACUAAAGUCAAAUAUUGAAGUGAGUAUGGGCGUCUUGACAUUGAGGACGUGGCCUGUCCUGUGACGGCCAUCUUGAAGACAAGACAUGCAGUAUAAACUUGAAUGAAAGUCAUAUAAGCCGUCAUAUAUUGAAACAAUGGAGCGCAGCUCAUAUAAGUCACGUAAAACAGUCUUGCUAGUUAUUUCAGGAGCUCUGCUUUCGAAGCAGAAAGAGUGGGUCGCUUUGGAAGCUACAGUUUAUUUUUGGUAUCUGACAUUAGAGCUCAUGUCCUGACGGCGACCCCGCAAAGCUGUGGCAGCGUCGCUGUCCGCCGGUUGUUCGCACGCUUCCUUCCAAAUGAUGGAUAGUCUUUAAUAGGAGGGACUGCGAGACGGAACGCGUGUAGAAGCAUAGCGCUGUUGUGUCGAUCACUCCAUCAUGACCAAAGAGGAGGAGAUCCCCGACUGGGUGGGUGCCCAGGAGUUCUACGAAAAGUAUGAGCCCAAGGAGAUUCUGGGACGGGGAGUAAGCAGUGUGGUGCGCCGCUGCGUGGACAAACGGACGUCUCAGGAGUACGCCGUGAAGAUCAUUGACGUCACCCCCUCGGACAAGAUGACCCAGCAGGAGAUUGAGGAGAUCAGGGACUCUACAGUGAAAGAGAUUGACAUCCUCAAGAAAGUCUUCGGACAGGAAAAUAUUAUACAGCUAAAAGAUUGCUACGAAUCCAAUGUAUUCUUCUUCCUGGUUUUUGACCUGAUGAGAAAGGGUGAACUUUUUGACUACCUCACAGAGAAAGUAACCCUGAGUGAGAAGGAAACAAGGAACAUCAUGCGUGCUCUGCUGGAUGUGGUUCGUUUUCUCCAUGACCAGAACAUAGUCCAUCGAGAUCUCAAGCCUGAAAACAUCCUUUUGGAUGACCAGAUGAACAUCAAACUCACAGACUUUGGCUUUGCCGUGCAAAUCCAGUCAGGACAGAAGCUUAAAGAAGUGUGUGGGACUCCUGUUUAUCUUGCUCCCGAGAUCAUCCAGUGCUCCAUGGACUCUGGAAAUGAAGGAUACGGAACGGCUGUGGACAUAUGGAGCGCGGGUGUGAUCAUGUACACACUCCUGGCUGGCUCCCCACCCUUCUGGCACAGGAAACAAAUGCUGAUGCUGCGUAUGAUCUUAACUGGAAAUUACAGGUUCUCAUCCCCUGAAUGGGACGACCGCUCUGACACGGUCAAAGAUUUGAUCACUCGGAUGCUUGUCGUGGACCCGAAGCAGCGUUACACAGCCGUCGACGUGCUUAACCAUCCGUUCUUCUCCCAGUAUGUGGUAGACGAAGUCCGACAACUGAGUCCGUACAGAAAAUUCAAGGUCAUCUGUCUCACGGUACUUGCCACCAUGCGCAUCUACUGCAGCUACCGCAGAGUAAAGCCCGUCACCAAGGAGGUGAUCAAGAGUGACCCGUACGCGGUCAAGCCCAUUCGCAAGCUCAUUGACGCGUGCGCCUUCAAGAUCUACGGCCACUGGGUCAAGAAGGGCCAGACACAGAACAGAGCGGCACUUUUCGAGAACACUCCCAAGGCCAUCCUGCUAUCCAUAGUGGCAGAGGCGGACGAGCCAGUUCAGCACAUCUGGUAAUCAACGGCUGGUAAAUGGUGGGGCACUAACCACAUCAAUCGGCUAACAUUAGCUCCCCCAAAAAUUAAUAUGUAUACAUUUUUAGUUAGCUUGCAUACGCAAAUAAUGGUAAACAAAAAUGUAUUGAUUCUUUUUCAUGGUCACCUCAUGUGUAAAUGGAAUUGACAAAAAUGCUAAGUAUCUUUUUUUACACAUCCUCUAUUAACUCGCUACCCAUGUUUCACUACAUUUUGUACAGAAAAACAGCACCAUCUGCUUGAGCUGGUGAGACACUGCACCAUAUCGAUAGUGUAGUCAUUGCUGUGGUUUAUUUUACAAGACAACAUGCAUGUGGUUUACUAAACUAUGUAACCAAGUAUAUGACAUUUGCUGGGGAGAAAUAAAAAGUGUUCACUAUGCAUCUU